Messenger RNA from Carassius auratus (goldfish), 1635 nucleotides. RefSeq lists its product as uncharacterized. The transcript is spliced from 11 exons. Bases 1 to 1635 code for a protein of 544 amino acids. Gene Ontology annotation, molecular function: ubiquitin-protein transferase activity. Lineage: Eukaryota; Metazoa; Chordata; Actinopteri; Cypriniformes; Cyprinidae. The record is from RefSeq and is a predicted model, not a curated record.
AUGGAGGCAUCAAACAAUCCCAGGGAGCAAAAUUCAGAAACAGAAAGUGCUGUAAGGAAUCUGCUUAGCUGCAUCCGAAGGCAUAGCAGCCCUCAAGCAGAUGGAAAUCCCAACAGUUCUCCCACCGUGGCACCUCAGCCUGGUACUAGUGCUUCCUUUGGGGUUGGCCAGGCUGUUAGUAGGCCAAACACAGUUCAGCAAGAAAUGCAAAGAGCUUUUCCAGCACUUUACCAUGGAAGCCGUAAACGAAUGAAAAAAAUGGCACCUGAACCUGCAAAAGUUACGUCUGUAAAGUUCUUAGAAUUCCAAUUCUGCUUGCUUUCAAAAAACUCCCAAAAGACUCCCAAAGAUGAAACGGUUCUCUUACAAGCAGGGCUAGGCAGAAGAACUGUAAAUAUUCCAGACAAUGCUGAUCAUACUGAGAUAACCAAAGUACUUCUUCAGGAGUACCCAAAGUUGCAAAACUUAAGAGGUGGUUGGUUGCUCCAAAAAGCCUCAGGGGGCAGUGGACAAAGGAAAACAACAUCUCUGGCCCAGGAUUCCCAGGGCUACACAGCAAAAAUAUUGAAGACGUCCUCUAACAAUGGGAAGAAUGUCAUCUACAUCGUCCCCCUCCAAGAAGAAAUCGAUAUAACCCCGUUGCCAUAUAAUGCACCUGAAUUUCAUAACAUGCCCAAAAACAUCUGCAUGACCUGUGGUAUAUCAGUCCCAUUACAGUUGCUGCCAUGUCACCUUGAGGAUUGUCAAAGUAAUAAUGCGAUAGAAUCUGAAUCUGACAAGGAAAAAGAAAAAGAAACUGAAGAGGCCCAUGGACUGAGCCAUGAGUCAGAUGUAAUUUGUCUGGAUGCCUGUCCGAUAUGUGGAGAAGAAUUUUCUGCAGAAGUGAUGCCUUACCAUGCCAGUACAUGUGGAGAAAGUUUCCCUGAGAUUUUCCCCUCGAUUAUGGAUGGAAACUCUGUUGAUGAAACUGCCUCAUUACCAUCCCAAAGCACUACUUUCCAACUUGAUCCUGAUCAUUUAACACCUGGGCCAUCAGUUUCAGCUGAAAGUGCACCUUCAAUGUGUGAUGAUUGGAAGAGGAUUGAGCUUCCAGAAAGGGCAGCUAUACAGUACAGGCGGUGUGCACUUCGACAAAAAGAAGAUGAGCCCCCACUGAAAGUACGAAUUGAUAUUAGAGAAGACAUGGAGGACCAGGAGGGGAGAAUAAUAAAUUUUUACAAGGUCCCCAAAAUUGAUUGGACUAGACCUCUUCAAUGCCGAUUGGAAGGGGAUGUUGCCACUGGGGAUGGUGUUCAGCGCCAUUUUUUCAGCAUGGUGAUGCACAAGCUGCAGAAUGGAUUCCUCUUUAAUGUCGGAAAUGGAAACGGAACUGCAUUAUUUGAAGGGCAAGCUGACCACCUUAUCCCAUCUACUUCCCAAGUCCUUUUGCAGAGUGACUUGUUUGUGAUGGCAGGCAGGAUUAUUGGUCAUUCUUUCCUCCAUGGUGGGCCUUCAUUAGCAGGUGUGAGCCCAGCAAUUGUACAUGUAUCAUUAGGUGGCUCCCAACAAACAGCAACCAUCACAAUUGAAGAUGUGGCCGACAUCGACAUUAGGGAGACAGUACAGAUGGUAGGUUGGUAUGUGCCAUAUUGGUAG